Messenger RNA from Cladocopium goreaui, 708 nucleotides. Lineage: Eukaryota; Dinophyceae; Suessiales; Symbiodiniaceae. The record is from the annotation of a GenBank genome assembly.
AUGCCGGGCCGUGGCAAGGCCACGGCGAAGCCCAAGGGCGUCCCGUGCCGGCGACACAGCCGGCCCCCCGGCUGCGUGGUGCGCGCCGCCGCGGCCGUGCGGAUCCAGGCCUUCUACCGGGGACGCCUGGGACGGCAGCUGGCCACGCGGAGGCGGCAACGGAUGGAGCAGGAGAAGUUGGAGGAGGAACAGCAGAAAAGGAUGGAGCAGAAGAAACAACAGGCUUUGGAGGAGGCUGAACGUCAGAAAAAAAUGCAGAAGGAGAAUUUGCUGAAGGAGUUCCGGGAGCGAAAAUGCACCCUGGAAGAGAUGUGCCAAGGGCUGCCUUCCCACACUCGUGACUGGGAGGAGAAACCCUUGAUGCUUCUGGAGAUGUUGGACGGAGUUGGCUGCUGCGAAGCCUGGCUGGGGCGUCACAUGGAUGGCAGAUCGGCCAGAAAGGCCUACCUGGCACUGGCCAGGAAGUGGCACCCCGACAAAUGGACGGUGCAAGGCGAGCGCUGUGUGGCCAUUGCCACCGAGGUGGCGAAGCAGCUGGUCCGCGCCUAUGAGCAGCUCUGCAUCGACCUCCCCCGCGCUCCGGCGGACAACUGCGCUGCCGAAGACGACGACGAGACCCGCGAGUGCUGCGAGUUUGCCAGCUGGGUCGGGGUGUCUUUCCACGGGAUGGAGGAGAUUUGGAAGGAACGGCGUGGAGUGAAGAGAUGA